UAUAGGACAUUAAAACUGUUUAGACACAGACGACUGCUGGUUUUGCUACUUAUUUUAUACUUCGCCAGAAAAUGUUAAAAUUUAGUUUAGCGGCCGUGUUGCUGUUAGCAUGUCUAAGAGAGGGGUAUGGGGCUUGUGGGAUCGCUCCACUUAAGACGCUCACCACACCCUUGGGACAGACAGUAGAGUACUGUGAGUGGGAAGGAAAGAAGAUUGGCGUUGGAAGCAGUAUUCGUCUGGUAUCAGCCGGGGCGUGCUCCAGUGUCUCUUGCACAAAACAUGGCAUGCAGUUCUGUGGGGGAGGGGUAUAUUUUGGUCUGACAGACGAUUGUGAAGCCACUUACGACGCCUGUAAUUUGGUCUACGUGAAGAAAGAUAAUCCUCUGGAAGUUUGCAAAACUUCCCCCUGGAAACCAUCAUUGACGCCAUCUAUCGGGAAAAAAUAAAC
Molecule: messenger RNA, 448 nt
Organism: Lingula anatina
Lineage: Eukaryota; Metazoa; Brachiopoda; Lingulata; Lingulida; Lingulidae
Product: beta-microseminoprotein-like
Source: RefSeq, a predicted model, not a curated record